UUAUAGGAGAGUAAAGAAGAGAAGAGGUGUUGAGAAUGGCAGCGGCAGCGGGAGCGGGAGCGGCAGCGGAGAUGGAGAAGAUGAGCGUGGAGCAGGUGAAAGCAGUGAAGGAGCAGGCUGAUAUGGAAGUUAAUAUUCUUCAGGACAGUCUGAACAAUAUACGAACCGCCACCAGUCGGCUUGAGGUCGCUUCCUCUGCCCUCGAAGACCUUUCUCUCCGUCCCAAAGGAAAGAAAUUGCUCGUACCUCUUACUGCUUCUCUUUAUGUUCCUGGAACUCUUGAUGAUGCUGAUAAAGUCCUUGUAGAUGUUGGCACUGGAUACUUCAUUGAGAAAACAACAGCUGAAGGCAAAGAUUAUUGUGACCGUAAAAUCAACUUGCUGAGAUCCAACUUUGACCAACUCGUAGAGUUGGACUAGUUUUUCCAUGGGAGACUCCAUGCGGCUCCUCCAUCGUCACUUUGAGCCCUUGUGAACAUACAUGCCUCCUUCCACACCCCCAUCUCGGCACCCCUUUUCUUACAGGAAUUGAACCUCCGAUGGAUGACAUGAAAUUUGACCAACCUCAUCUUUCUCUGCCUUCCAAAAUAUACACCUCUCCUUGGUGAGGCCGACUACAGAAUUCCAACAAUUUAAGAACUUCCAUUCCUAUUUCUGCAACGAAUCAAAUGAAUGGCCUUGAUACCCAUCAUGGAAGUGCCUAAUGAAUGACUUGGUUGACUUUUUUUUGGGCAUGUUUUGUUGAUUCUUUCUGCUAUCCAUCUCAUUUCCUCUUCCCCCUUCCAAAAUAUUCUGAUUAUCCUGUGUCUGAAUUUCCCAUGAAUGUUGAAAUGGGUCGACUAUCACCAAUCAAACAAAAAUCAAAAUUUUAGGAUCCAUUUUGCCUGUAAAAUUUUCCCAGUUUGGAGCUUUAGCAUCAACCAAUUUAUUUUUGGCUAGAUUGGUUCUCAAACAUUAGUUUUUUUUAGUAUGUUCCUUGCAUAGCCUUAUGUAUUGGCAGGAGUCCUACCCCCUCUUGU
Molecule: messenger RNA, 1018 nt
Organism: Quercus lobata
Lineage: Eukaryota; Viridiplantae; Streptophyta; Magnoliopsida; Fagales; Fagaceae
Gene: PFD5
Product: prefoldin 5
Exons: 3
Coding region: 36-419 (127 amino acids)
Biological process (GO): RNA polymerase I assembly; protein folding; RNA polymerase III assembly
Cellular component (GO): cytoplasm; prefoldin complex
Source: RefSeq, a predicted model, not a curated record